CCCUCUGACGACGCUACCCAUGGCUGACUCGGCUGGGCCGCGCUCCGCCCGCCUCAAGGCCCGGACUCCCCGCGCUUCUCGAAACGCCACAGGUGCUAAACAGACAAAUGCCUUAAAACAAGAAGAUACUUCUAAAAGGAAAGCAGAACUAGAAGCAGCUGUGAGAAAGAAGAUUGAAUUUGAGAGAAAAGCUCUACAUAUUGUUGAACAGCUUUUAGAAGAGGAUAUUACAGAAGAAUUCCUAAGGGAGUGUGGGAAGUUCAUCACACCUGCUCACUACAGCGAUGUCGUGGAUGAGCGUUCUAUUAUCAAGCUCUGCGGUUAUCCUUUAUGUCAGAAAAAACUAGGAAUUGUACCAAAACAGAAGUAUAAGAUUUCUACCAAAACCAAUAAAGUCUAUGAUAUUACUGAAAGAAAGUGUUUUUGCAGCAAUUUUUGUUACAAAGCAUCUAAGUUUUUUGAAGCACAAAUUCCUAAAACUCCAGUAUGGGUUCGAGAAGAGGAAAGGGAUCCUGAUUUUCAACUGCUACAGGAAGGACAAAGUGGCCAUUCUGGAAAGGAAGUACAGCUAUGCACUAAGGCCAUUAAAACAUCAGAUAUUGACAAUCCUGGCCAUUUUGAGAAGCAUUAUGAAUCUAGUUCUUCUAGCACUCAUAGUGACAGUAACAGUGACAAUGAGCAAGACUUUGUUUCCUCCAUUCUACCAGGAAACAGACUGGUAGAUGCAAUGGGUGUAAGUCCAAAGGUGCACAAAAAAAGCAUAAUGAAAAAGAAAGCCGGCCAUAAAGCUAACUCCAAGCAUGAAGACAAAGAACAGACAGUAAUAGAUGUCUCUGAGCAGCUAGGCAAUUGCACAUUAGAUAGUCAGGAGAAAGCUGCUGCUUGUGAACUUCCUUCACAGAAAGUAAGUACUCAGAUUUCUCCCAAUAGUCCUUUGCAAGAAAAAGUAGAAGUUUCAGAAAAUUCUGGAAAUAAAUACAGUAGUUCAAAAGUAACUCUAGUAGGCAUAAGUAAGAAAAGUGCUGAGCAUUUUAAGAGAAAGUUUGCCAAAUCAAACCAGGUUUCUAGAUCAGCCUCUAAUUCAGUGCAGAUGUGCCCUGAAGUUGCAAAGGCAAACUUACUUAAAGUCCUGAAGGAGACUUUGAUUGAGUGGAAGACAGAAGAAACUUUGAGGUUUUUGUAUGGCCAGAAUUAUGCUUCUUUGUGUCUGAAACUCUCUUCAGCCUCUCUGGUUAAAGAAGAAGAACUUGAUGAAGAUGACAUAGAUUGUGACCUAGACAGACAUUCUCCUUCCCUGCAGGGAUCUCAGAAUAGCUUGGAUGAGUCUUUACCUUUUAGGACUUCAGAUACAGCCAGUAAACCACUACCAAGUUAUGAGAAUUUGAAAAAAGAAACUGAAACCUUAAAUCUAAGGAUAAGGGAGUUUUAUAGAGGACGAUAUGUUUUGAAUGAAGAAACUACCAAAUCACAAGACUCAGAAGAGCAAGAUCCCACCUUUCCGCUGAUAGAUUCAAGUUCUCAGAACCAGAUUAGAAAACGCAUCGUACUUGAAAAGUUGAGUAAAAUUUUGAAAAAUGUAAAAGUUUACAUGGAUGUCUUUGCCUGAGAAAUUGGAAUUUUUAAGAUAUAUUGCCAAGAAAAUAUUGAAAUUAAGUUUUGUGCAGAAGACACAGAAGCACAUAAUAAAAGUUGAGAAUAUGGGAGUAGAAAACCAAACUAUGUCACCUCCACUUAAUAAUCCAGUGAAGUCAGGGAAAAAAUAUCAAAGCUAGACCAUUUAAAUACUGAUUUGUGGUAUAUGUGUCAUAUCAGUUUCACAUGUGAAUGAAACUUUAUGAAGUUUUAACGGUCUGUUAACUCACUCUGCAUACAUAUUUAUUUAUAGAACCAUUUCACACUCAGCAACUUAAGAGUUUUUGUUCAAGUCAACUUUGCACUUUAGUUUUAAGCUUCCCGUCGUGGAAAUUAUUUUUCUUGUAAUUGCCCAGUGAUGAAUGACAUUUAAAAUUGUAAUCUUGAUUUGUCUUUCAAAGGAAGUUUGAAAAAUCUUUUUUCCACAGGUGUAAGGGCUGUCUUGAACUUUUAAAUCUCCACUUUCUUUCUUGAGGAGAAAAAUGUAAGGGUGUUUUCAGUCAUUGUUUAAGGUGUGCAUAUGGAUUAGGGGCACCUGGCUGACUCAGUCGGUACAGCAUGUGACUCUUGAUCUCAGGGUUAUGAAUUCGAGCCCCAUUUGGGUGUAGAGAUUACUUAAAAAUAAAAUCUAAAAAGUGUGCAUAUAGAUUAGUCUUAAUUUUGUAGUAGUUCAAAACUAAGAAAAACAUAAUCUUCUGGAAGCCUUGGUAUUUUGAGCAGCUUGCUUCUGUAAGUUUUACAUUUUAAAUAAUUAUUUAAAUUAAUAUUUGUUGAGUGCCUAUUAUGUUAAGCUUCUCAUAGACAGUAAAGCUGUUUUUAGUUUUGCCUUUUAUAUGGUCCUAUACUUAGACAUUGUUUCUGUGUAAUAUUAGGUUAGAAAACAGUAAAAGUCACCAUCUGUCUGAUUCAUAGGACAAGAAGAUAUCAAUCCUUGACUGUAGUUAUAUAGAUUUUAAAUGUUAGUAUGGAUUAUUGAUACUGGUAUGUAAUCAGUAGAUAAGGAUUUAUCGGAAAAUAAUUUUCUAGACAUUUCAGCUAAUGAAAGGACCCAGUUUUAAAUUUAAGACCACAUAGCUAUGCCAUUGAAGGAAUUCUAUUCCUCCUGGGUUUUGGCUGCAAUAGAUGACAAAAGGAGCCCUGCCAGAAGACCAAAUUAUUGAUAAUAGCUCAAGAACUAAAUGUGAGAAGAGGUGGAAUAACUUUAAAGAGAAAGAAACACAAAGAACACUAAAAACAAAAUAAUUAUUGACACAGAGGUUUUUUUGGUUGUUUAUGCAAGUAGUUGAGGUUUUCUUUGUUAUAAAAUGAAGAUAUUUUUAAAAAUAAUAAAAAAAUAAAAAUAAGACCUUUUGGUUUUUGAUUAGAACAAACCAAUUGUAAACAGACUUUUUUUUGUUUUUUGGAUAACUGGAGAAAAUGAAAUAUGUACUGGGUAUUAGGUGAUAUUAAGGAAGUGUUAAUUUGGUUAGGUAUGAUCAUUUUAUUAUGAUUUUGUAAGAAAAUGCUGCUGUAUUUUUUAAAAAAGAAAGAAAAUGCUGUUGUAUUUAGAGAUAAAUAAGGAAAUAUUUAGGGAUCAAAUUACAUGUCAGGGAUUUACUUUUUUUUUUAAUUUUUUUUUAAUGUUUAUUUUUGAUAGAGAGA
Lynx canadensis (Canada lynx) is the source of this 3273-nucleotide messenger RNA. RefSeq names its product RNA polymerase II associated protein 2 (gene RPAP2). NCBI's taxonomy places the organism in Eukaryota, Metazoa, Chordata, Mammalia, Carnivora, Felidae. The coding region runs from base 20 to 1606 and encodes 528 amino acids. The transcript is spliced from 10 exons. The record is from RefSeq and is a predicted model, not a curated record. Gene Ontology annotation, molecular function: RNA polymerase core enzyme binding; RNA polymerase II CTD heptapeptide repeat phosphatase activity. Gene Ontology annotation, cellular component: nucleus; cytoplasm.